GUGUUUGGGAGCGGAACGAUAUCGCUCUGUUUGCGGCGUCACACCAAAACCUUAGGUCGUACGGUACUCGACAGCCUUUAUAGAGACACGCCAUUCUGAAGCUGCUGCGCGCACUCCACCCUAUAUUUUUAAGCGAGCGGUUGAGACUGGCGGCUCGUCCGCAACCAAACGCCACUGUACGAUAAUGGCCAAGGGCGAGAACGAUCCUCUCCCCGUAUACGAGCUGCACCCGCCGGAAUGGCUGCCCCCUGCGCAUGCCUCUGGUGACAUCGGGUAUAUCGGCUUCUACCCACCUCGGCCGAACGAUGUCGAGGAAACGCUCACCGAGGCGAGCGUCAAGCAUGGGCUCGUCCUCAAGCCCGAGGUGUUGGCGGAACACUACAGCCAGCAACAUGAGAUCCGGAAGCGUCUCAUGCAGGACGACGCGCUGAGCGUAUUGGAAGAUGUUAUGAAUCAGAUCUUUGCGCGAAAGGCCGAAAGCACACCGUCGAUCCCAUCGUCGUCGUUCCGCCUCCCCUCUCGUGUGACCCUCAACGACGGGAAGAGGCUGGCGUGGUUCGCCGAUCUUGCCAACCCUGACAUUCCUCUAUCCAAGCUGGGGAAGAACGUUCCCCACGGGGCCAAGGGCCAUGAUCUGCUCGACCUGCUCCAUACCAACAAUGUAGCCAUCCCACGGGCUGUAUGGUUUCUCCGAGUAUUCGGCGCUAAUGAGUCGGCAGGUUUGCGUAACAGGCCGUCAUACAACCCCACACAGUACAGUGUGGAAUGGGCUAACGUCAUGACGAGUUAUAUGAAGAAGCAGCUGGCAGAUAUCGCACUGCCCAGCGCCCCGCGACUCGUUGCAUCGAUCAAGCAAACCUUCAAGGGCGUUCUCUCAGACAGCGACAUGCGCCAGAAAUGGAUCUCGCGCUUCAGUUACUGCUUGAGCUUGUUGCGCACGUUCUACGCCGAGGGUUUGGUAGACAACAGAACGUUCCUGGCAUGGCUCGUGCAACAGAUGAGCACAUGCAACCUAGCGCAGGCAGGCUUUGUGGUACGACUGGCGGACGAAUAUCUCGACGGUAUGCUGGUUAGCCGGGCGUUAGUGCGCCCCUUCAUUGAGGCUAGCUUAGUCAAAUUGGAAGAGAUGAAAGAACCCCCAGCCAAUGAAUUCCUCCCCGAUACCGCAAAUAUCCUGAAGAGCUUGAUCUCGCGGGCGUUUCUAGCUUUGCCCGAUGCCUGCAUAUGCCCGCGGAUGCACAUUCAAUAUGGAGCCAGGUUGCAAGAAGUCCUCAUGGAGAACUUUGGCGCGGACGGUGCCGAGAAUUCCCAAGUUUCCAUCCAGGUCCUUCGGCAGACGGUCAUGGACACGCUCUCUGAUGUCCAAAGACGGAAUGAAGCGAUGCUCUUCGAACAUCUUCCUCCCCGCGUCCUGGGAUCAUUGUCGUCAGCGUUGUCAGAUGUCAAGCUGCUUAACUCCAUCUCCGGCAAGACUGAUAUGUCGAGCGUCUCGCUGUUCGACGACAACUCGGAGUUCUCGCCUUCUUUCUCUCGGAAGCUCGACUUCCUCCUGACCUGGAGUGUAACUCCGUUACAGUAUGGAGACCACCGCCCGUACGCGGCAGCAUGUUUGCUUCAGAUCUGGCGAAACAAGGCCGAAGAACGUGCCCUCCGGCGAGAUGCUCCGUCGCCUGAUGGACAGAUCCAGGAUCUGCUGUUCGACUGGCUCGACGGCUCGGACGUCGCUGGGGAGUCUGGGAACCUUCCUGCGGUGGCGCUGCUGUUCGGCCAGCUCGUCAGGCGCGAGCUCUUCUCGUACGAGCAGUACAUGCAACGGCUCAUUGCUCGAGGGGAGUCAGGACUCUCUUUUGGCGAUGAGGAGGGAUCACGGCAUAGGCACUUCCUCAGAUGGAUACCGCUCAACAGCUCCGAUGCCUCGGUCAUUAGUCAACGCAAAGUCAUCCUGUACGGGUUCCGGGUACGGGAGACGCCUGAAGAUGCGAACGAGCGCGAGAUCAGAAAGGAGUUGCGCAUAUUGGUUCCCGAGGUCUUCGGAGGCGAGCCGCAAAACGACGAGCCAUUGACAACUACAUUCUGGAAGUCGUGCAGCGCUCUCCUGGCGGCACCGCGCUAUGAGCAGCUGAAAAUCAUGAAGCAAUGGUUCCUGCCUAUCUACAAGAGAUUCCUGACAAGUCAAGGAUUCGACGAUGACGGCCGAAUCUUGCACGUCUUUACUCUGUCCACAGUAAUCAUGGCUCGCGUGCGGUCAUAUGGCUCGAUAUUGAACAUGUCACUGUAUACCUUGGAGUAUGCGAAUAACAGCGCUCUCCUCACCGCAGUCAUCGAGACCCUUCGGCAGCACAUCGAGGUAUGGGCAUGCAUGGAUCGCAUGAAGGACGUCGCCUCUGCCUUGUGGACGGUUCAUCAAACAUGGCGAAGUCGUGGGUUGCAGAACCGUGUGCUGCUGAAACUCCUGGCCGAGGUCGACAACGAGCAGCAUCUCGACCCAGCUGCCCGAGAGCAGAUGCUUUCGGAUAUAUCCGCGUUCUCGCACGCUCUUUUCCCGAGCAACGAGAACCCCGACCAGGUUCCACAGGUGCUCCCGGAGAUAUUGCUCCUCGCGACGGACCCAAAUCCAGAGGCACCUUCGCUGCUCGCCAACAGCUUAUGGUACAAGUACAUGACGUCGUCGGACUGGGCGUACAAAGUGUGGGAUAACACCAUCGCGAGCUUGCGCCAGAUCCCGGUGAUGAUUGAAGAUGUCCCCGGGCGCCGGGCAUGCGCGUUGCGGUAUGCCACCUUCCUUCUCCACGUCGAUCAGCAUCUACCUCGGGGCCUCGACGAGCAAAUCCGGGCCUGGUUCCUCGCGCCGCUGGGGAGAAGCGAGGUCGCCGCGCUAACACCGGAUACCUGGGAUGUGGUCACCGUCGUCUUGCUCUACCUCAUCUGCUACGGCGCUCUCACGACCACGACGAUGCUCGAGAGCCUCAUCUACAACGAAUGGGAGGAAGGCGCGAGGGUUACGUCGGAGGAGAAGGCGCAAACGAGGGAGACGCUUCUGACGUGGAGCAACACCCUCUUCGAGCACCUUCUUCUCCGCGACGAGUGUGGGACGGGGCUGCCGCCUGUGGACGUCUUCGAGGCUCAAGGGCUGCAGACGCGCCGGCGGGACGUCUUCCGCGAGCCCUACUUCUCCAACUUGGUCGUCCGGUUCCCAGAUCUUGUCCUCAUCGAGCAGAAUCGCUACCUUCCGGAGGCGAUCCGCCAAGCCACCACCAACCUGCGCAGGACGAUAUGCAGAGUGAGCGUGUUCCGCCAGGGGAUCUACCGUGACCUGGACUCCGUCCGGCUAGCGUUUGAGGAGCGGCUCAAUCCCCAGAACGAUGAGCUGCAUGAGCCGCUCGUUAGCGCUUUACGCCUGAUGCUGAACGAUCCCGGCCAAGAUGGUCCUGUCAAUGCCGCCGAAUGGAGCUCCGCCUCCUCCCUCCUCAGUCCCUGGAAGCUUGCGGCGACCGCCAUCGAGAUAAGACUGACUAUCAAGCAGCUCGGCGAGGGCAUGUCUCGGGAGUCCACCCGCAUCGCGGCUUGCGCGAGUCUGGAUAAGCUCACUGGCGGGGUCUUUUACCACUGCAAGAGUCCUGAGGAAGCCGAUUUUGUCGCCGAGAUGAUCACGAACGUCGACCUGACUGUGGCCGGAAAGUUCGUCAAUGCGGGGCUCAAGCGCAUAGAUGACAUAUUCCGGGAGACGGACGGCGCCAACAAGAUCAACUCGAUGACGCUACUCGUGUCCUGUGCAGGAGAAAUCCUCCGUCUCAUCGCGAACAUAGUGGCCCCAUUCCGGCUGGAAGCGUCUAGGACAGAGAGGGCACCGGGGGAGGAGUUACGUUUCGAAAACUACCUGCCACCAAUAGACCCGGCGGUGCAAGAACACCUGUUCUUCGUGCUGUGCGCGAAGUUCGCCGAAAUGACCGGCAUUAUGGCAGCACUUGUGCAGGAACCAUGGAGCGAGGACAUCUCGCGGGGCUCGCAGGCGGUCAUCUUCCUUGCGCGGUUGUUGCAGUUCUACCUUGGCUUCCCGGCAGCCUGGUCCGACGAGUCGAAGGAGCUCGCGGAGGAGCUGUGUGCCAACCUGACUAGACUGGCCUUGAUUCACGGCGCAGGCGAAGGAUUGAAUAUGCUCGCCUUCCCUUUGAUUAUGGAUACUCUCUGUUAUACCCUGGAUUCGAUACCCUCAGACAUGAGGGCAACCGCGCCUUUUGACCCAUUCCGAUACUACCCCGAAUUCAACCUCUCCGACCUCCCUUCCGACAUGCCGCCCGAGUACAAAGCGCGCCUGCGCCUCAUGCUCCCGUACGUCGCACUCAACCCUACAGUCGAGGACCUCGUCUAUGCCACGCGCGACCCCACCGGCGCGCUCGUCCCCGCCGGCCCCGUGCAGAACCGCCCCUGGGAGUGGACAGAGUACCUCGGGGACGUACCUGGGGCCCCGGCGGAAGAUCGCGCUGGGGCAGUGAAGAACUCCGCCGCGCUCGCGCUCGAGCUGUUCGAGGCGCGCCUCACGGGCGACCGCGUCAUCCCCGCGCACGCGCGCGAGGACGGCCUGAUGGAGGAGAACCUGCACACGAUGCAGGACGACGUGUACGCGGAGGGCGCGUUCGCGCGCGACUGGCGCGAGACGCGCAUCUCGCUCGACGACGUGCCCGCGUCGGCGUCUGCGGGCCGCGCGCGCCAUGAGCAGGACGACGGCGUCCCGCCGCUGCCUGCGCUGGGCGGGACGCCCGGGGCGGCGGCGGACCACCGCGUGCUGCCGCGCAAGCCGUCGCCGGCGUCGUCGGUGCGGUCUGUGGGGUCGGCGCAUGCGCUCAGCCGGUUGUCGGUGUCGACCGCGGGGGAGGUGAUCGACGUGGAUGCGUUGGAUGGCGGUACGUCCGGGUCGGGCUCGACGCAUAAGCGCAAGGCGAUGAGCAGCAUCACGGAGGAGGAUGACGACGAGAUAGAGUUCGUUGAAGGCCCGGUCCCGGCGCGCCCUGCGAAGCGCACCGCGAAGUCGAAGAUGGCGGGUAAGACGACUAAGGGCAAGAAGAGAUAAGCGACGGACGCUAUGACCAUGUAAUGCUCACCUAACUUAUCGACUG
This is a messenger RNA of Trametes versicolor FP-101664 SS1, 5114 nucleotides long. RefSeq lists its product as uncharacterized. Gene Ontology annotation, cellular component: mediator complex. The transcript has 20 exons. NCBI's taxonomy places the organism in Eukaryota, Fungi, Basidiomycota, Agaricomycetes, Polyporales, Polyporaceae. Gene Ontology annotation, molecular function: transcription coregulator activity. Gene Ontology annotation, biological process: regulation of transcription by RNA polymerase II. The record is from RefSeq and is a predicted model, not a curated record. The coding region runs from base 185 to 5068 and encodes 1627 amino acids.